Molecule: messenger RNA, 1491 nt
Organism: Somion occarium
Lineage: Eukaryota; Fungi; Basidiomycota; Agaricomycetes; Polyporales; Cerrenaceae
Source: the annotation of a GenBank genome assembly
AGCACAGCGUGGUCGUGAAGAAGAGAGGCGCUAAAGCCUCAUGUGUCUCUUGGUCGUGUACGUCCAUCACCCGCUUGACUGCAUUUACUCACUUAGUCGUCUUGAAAUAGCUAUUUAGUCGUGGAACCACAUAUCUUGGGAAAUGUCUGAAGAGUCAGGAACUAGUACGCGUCGAUCGACACGCAUAAAAGCUGCUCCCACUAAACAGCCAAAGACGGUUGUCGCAGACGAGAAACCAUCUGCAGGGCCUUGUACUGGCUCUAAGCGGAAGACCAGAGAUUCUGCUGCAGGCCCUGCUAAUCAGAUAGAAUCUCUCUUGACGGAUGCAAAGAGCCCGCUUACGAUGAUGAACAUCUUUGUACGUGCAGUACUUCAUGCCGGAGCGAAUGAAUUGGACUCGUGGCGUUUUGAAUUAUGAGAAUUUCAUCAACCUAUCUGCCGAGUCUCAGCAGAAACUGUGCAAUCUGUUGCCGCCAACGGCUUUCUGCACAUAUCAACGCACUGUUGACCCAACUCACCCUUGUUUACGGCGUAAUUCACGUUCUUCAGGCGCCGGCAGCAUGGAUGUUGACACAAUACCUGGCCCGUCGAGUGAAUCUUCCUUGAAUGAUUUACCUGAGCGCUCCCCAGCGACGUUGGACCCAUCAAUCUUCACAUCGUCAUUCUUCCAGUCAGCUGCGCUGACGUUUCAGGAUCAGUUAUUUUCUUCGUGGUUCUCACAGAAAGCAAAAGAGACACAGGAGAAAUAUGAGCGCGGUGUUCGGGACGGAACUAUGCACGCUGAGUGGAAGGACGAAGUAUGGGAACGAGAAAACGACGUGUCGAGUUUGACCCGCAAUACUCAUGGCACCGAUCUCGCUGGACUGGCCAAGCGCUCACUAAUAAAGGAAGGCGACAUGAUGGUGUACAAGAGAACCUUUUCUUCAUGCAAUGUCACCGUCGAGAAGGAUCUGCUGGUUCAUUUCGUCAACCCACAGUCGCAUUCCCUUACACUACUUCUUCCACCGAACGUGGACCGAAAUUUACCGCCACAACUCCUGGUCAUUUGCCCGCCGGAACCCAAACCACCUACAUUAAAUACUGAUGGCAUUCUCAGUUCCGUUGAGCUCGAGCAUGAGAUUCUGGAAACCGAUGGUCGAGUUUCAAGGGCGGAACGAUAUACUGAAAUUAAUGAUAUGAUCAAGUCGAGAAGGACGCCGCUGACAUCCAUGCUUACACAUGACCCUUUCGAUACAGCAGCUUUGGCGACGUCGGCCAAAGCUGCGAAGUCGUUGAGUGUAUGGCGUUGGCGAGAAGAAAUGAAGGCUGAGAUUGAGCUCCAGAUGAUCCAGGAGAGGGGAGGACGAGAGUUGCUAGGCACGAUAUAUCAUUUGCGUAACUCUUAGAAGUGAGGGUUCCCGAACUAGAGUCAGACCAUGUACAUGUGUAUUUUUGUUUGGAUUUUACCGCACACAUUUGGAUAUCGACAAUUUCUUUAUCGGUUUAGCCUAU